Prunus armeniaca (apricot) is the source of this 969-nucleotide messenger RNA. The record is from the annotation of a GenBank genome assembly. Lineage: Eukaryota; Viridiplantae; Streptophyta; Magnoliopsida; Rosales; Rosaceae.
AUGGCACUGAGGAAGAAGUUGUUUGAGAGUUCCAAUUUCAAUGGCAAGAUUAUGUACACCGUUUCAAGGUAUUUUAGCUCAAACAAGAUGGACUUAAGGAAGCUAAAACCUAUGAUUCAGAAGAGAAUCCAAGAACGGGCUAAGGAUUAUCCAGUACCAGGCAUGAUUCCAGUGGCCCAGGAGGUCCUUGAUUCCCGGAGGCUCCUUAUGCAAGGUGUCUCUACCCUCCUCAAAGUGUUACCAGUUAUGGCCUGCAAAUUCUGUCCAGAAGUAUAUAUAGGCGAGAAAGGCCACGUAAUUCAGACUUGUUGUGGUUUCAAACGUCGUGGCAAGAAUCGGGUUCAUGAAUGGAUAACUGGUGGUCUAAAUGAUGUGCUAGCUCCAGUAGAGGCAUUUCACCUGAAGCACAUGUUCCAGGAUGUUAUUAAGCACCAUCAGAGGUUUGACUUUGAACGUGUUCCUGCAGUUGUUGAGCUAUGCUGGCAAGCAGGGGCAAAUGAUGGAAAUCAGUAUUCAAAUUGGAGCCCAGAAAGUGAUUGUUGUAGUGUUGAUGGAGCUGAGUCUUUGUCACCUGAUGAACUGGUUAUGAUUGCCAGUGGAACUUUGAAGGCAUGGGAAGUUCUCAGAAAUGGCGUGGAGAAGUUAUUGAUGGUUUAUCCAGCAAAAGUGUGUAAACAUUGUUCAGAAGUUCAUGUAGGGCCUUCUGGGCAUAAGGCUAGGCUUUGUGGAAUUUUUAAGUAUGAGAGUUGGCAGGGAACGCACUUUUGGGGAAAGGCAAAUGUAGAUGAUCUUGUGCCUCCAAAGAUUGUAUGGCGGCGCCGGCCUCAGGAUCCUCAAGUGCUUUUGAAUGAAGGGAGGGGCUUUUAUGGGCAUGCUCCAGCAGUAGUAGAACUGUGCACACAGGCAGGUGCCAUUGCACCCUCGAAGUAUCACUGUUUGAUGAAACUACAGGGUGUAGCUACACUUUGA